This is a messenger RNA of Aedes aegypti (yellow fever mosquito), 1493 nucleotides long. RefSeq lists its product as uncharacterized. The transcript is spliced from 8 exons. The record is from RefSeq and is a predicted model, not a curated record. Gene Ontology annotation, cellular component: basement membrane. Gene Ontology annotation, biological process: cell-matrix adhesion. Bases 98 to 1351 code for a protein of 417 amino acids. Lineage: Eukaryota; Metazoa; Arthropoda; Insecta; Diptera; Culicidae.
CGAAGAGCCGAUUUAUUGUCACUUUGGACGUCGAUUAAGUGAAAGGCAAUCAUUCAUUUGGGAAAGCAGUCAUUUUUCUUAAGAAUCCGAAUUAAUUAUGGGUUCAAAGUGGCAUUUGCUAAUUGCAGUUUUUUGCUGCAUCGCACUAGAAGUAAAUACACAACUGGGGAUUCCCAAUAAUUACGUUUGUACUGAGGACUUUUGUGACAACUAUCUCGAAAAUGAGCCAUGUGAAGGAUUGAAGUCUGCAUGCAAGGUACAGAACGCAACUCAUAAUGGCAUUAUAAUGCCAUCGAUUGGUCCUUGCUCGUGUUGUCAAAUUUGCAUAGAAAAUCUGAAAUUGGGUGACGAUUGUUCGGUAGGUGGACUAGGUUCGCCUGUACCCACAGGAAUAUGCGGUCCGGGAUUGUAUUGUACAGUAUCUGAAGAAAAUGAACAUCCAACGUGUCAGCCUAUGCAUGACUCAAGCAAAUGCUUCAAAGCGCAAAAAGCAUUCGAUCAGAAACGGCAGAGUGGCACGAUUGGCCAUUUGAUGCAACGACCUGAGUGUAAUGCGGAUGGGUAUUUCGAACCCGUUGUUUGUAUUCCUGGACAGACGUGCUACUGCAUCGACGAAGACGGGAAUCGAAUUUUCGGUGAAGCAGUCCAUACGGCAGGCAUUCAAAUAUCGAUGAGAUGUGAAUGUUCACGGUUAGCGGCAAAGGCUCAAAAGUUGCUGAACUCACGUUAUCCCAUAUUGACGUCGAGAUGUGAUUACAAAGGUUCUUUCGACCAGCUGCAAUGUGUUGAUGAUAUUUGCACUUGCGUCGAUAUGCACAGUGGAGAGCCAACUUCGGACAGAAAAAAUAUUACACGUGGGCUAGCAGGUUUACCAUGCUUUAACAAACGCCUUCAUGAUAAUGCUACAUAUCUAAGAGAAUGUGAACUGGUAAAACUAAAUCAACUGCGCGAAAUUCACGACUACGAAAGUCUUGGAUUCAAUGUACUAGAAUUUGACACAGACAUAUGUCAACCAGACGGGUGGUUCAACAGAAUUCAAGUGAAUGACACUCAUAAAUAUUGUUCCAACAAGGAUGGAAGUGUACUGGAGUCAUACGUAACGAGCCGCAGCUCUCCUGAAGCUAUGCAAAUGAACUGCAAAUGUGCAAGAGCACGGAAGCUUCUUAUGGAUAGUAACAGUUUGGAGCUUCCCGAAUGUUGUCCUAAUGGAAAUUACAAGCCACUUGCCUGCCGGCGGGGCCAAUGUUACUGCGUUGAUGAAGACGGAAAUCAAGUAGGAAUAGAAAAACCUGCAAAACAUAAGGAUCAGCUGGACUGCUACAGCGCUGAAGAUGUGUGUGCCAAUGCUUAAUUGCCACAUUCAUACACUCUUUUCAACUGCAAACAAAACAUGCAAAAAAUAAGUUUUUUUUUUUGGUUCUUCGAGCUGAUAAUAAAAGAGAUAGUUUUGGUCAAAAUUCAAAAGAUCAAAAGAGAUCAAGAUUUAUCAAAAU